This is a messenger RNA of Lentinula edodes (shiitake mushroom), 1357 nucleotides long. RefSeq lists its product as uncharacterized. The coding region runs from base 117 to 1307 and encodes 396 amino acids. NCBI's taxonomy places the organism in Eukaryota, Fungi, Basidiomycota, Agaricomycetes, Agaricales, Omphalotaceae. The transcript has 4 exons. Gene Ontology annotation, molecular function: oxidoreductase activity. The record is from RefSeq and is a predicted model, not a curated record.
GGACGUAUGAGCCAAGCUCCGAUAUCGUAUGAACAGAUAUGUAAAUGCCUCAUGACGGCUGGAGCUCUUCCCUUUCUUUCUUUCCUUCACUAUCACCUCAUAUACUCUGAAUUCUAAUGGCCGUCGAAUUCGUUCCUCUACCUUUGCCAGCUUCAGCAGACGCAUCAAAAUUCAUAGACUUUGGAAGAGAAGUUAGGGGCGUAGAUCCUGGCUCGUUAAGCCCAGAGUUGUUUGAACAAAUCAAGGAUGCUUUAUACAAGCACGACGCGCUGUUGUUUCGCGAUGUGAAGCUCACGCCAGAGCAACAGUAUGCUCUCACUAAGGCUUUCGAUCCUCAGUCGGAAAACUAUGGCCAUGGAAACAACAAGACCGAAGGCACGAAGAAAUCCAUUCUGCAUCCUGAUUUGAAGACCAUUCCUCGUGUUCCACAAGUCCAACUUAUCGGAAAUGGGACCGUUUACAAUCACGAAGGUCUCGCCGAAGCCAUGUUGAAACACCCUUCGCACAGUACUUUCCAUAAGACCCGAGUCACUCCCGAAGACGAAGCCAAGGGCAUUACUCGGUUCUACAGAUGGCACAUCGACGCUGCUUUAUACGAUUUAUCGCCGCCCAAAGUCACUACUCUCUAUGGCAUCAAUGUCCCUAAAGGCAACCACCAGACAUGUCGAUACGACGAUGGAACUGGUGACGAACUCGACGUGCCUUUGGGGACUACAGCAUUUGUUAGCGGGAAAACCAUGUUCGAUAUCCUACCUAAAGACCUGAAGAGUCUCGCUGUACGAAGCCGAGUACGAUAUGCGCCACACCCGUAUGUGUGGAUGGCUCCUGCACAUGCCAUGUCCACUGGACUGGGCAUCGAGAGUGAGGGUUUGGAGCUGCCAUUGGAUGAACUUCCUCCAUGGGAGGAGGAGCGUCGGAAGGUGCUUCCCGUUGUGUGGAAGAACCCUGUAACGGGCAAUUUGCACUUCCAAGUUCAUCCUUGUGGUGCUGCGGAGCUUAUCGUCGACCCUCUGCCUGCGGGAGCGAGUCGGGACGGCGCCUUGUAUCCCGAUGGAGCUCAUAUCACUGAUCUGAAGGAGGUUCGGGAUUUGUUAUACAAGAUGCAGCGACCAGCUAUCGCUCCAAAACUUGUGUAUCCACACGAUUGGCGCGAGAACGAUCUUGUCCUUUUUCAUAACCGUGGAGUUCUCCACUCUGUUGUAGGUGCGUUCACAAAGGAGCAGGUCCGUGCUUUCCAUCAGUGUAACCUCGCUGCUUCGGAUGACCCUUCUGGUCCCACGAAGGAGGACGUCGAAGCUUAUGCGUAGAGGGGGAAGUAGAUCCACAAUGUUGUACAAUAAAAGGUCACGGAUAAUGU